This is a messenger RNA of Malurus melanocephalus (red-backed fairy wren), 3430 nucleotides long. It is a transcript of the gene INSIG1, whose product is annotated as insulin induced gene 1. The transcript is spliced from 6 exons. The record is from RefSeq and is a predicted model, not a curated record. NCBI's taxonomy places the organism in Eukaryota, Metazoa, Chordata, Aves, Passeriformes, Maluridae. Gene Ontology annotation, cellular component: endoplasmic reticulum; SREBP-SCAP-Insig complex. Gene Ontology annotation, biological process: SREBP-SCAP complex retention in endoplasmic reticulum; SREBP signaling pathway; cholesterol biosynthetic process. The coding region runs from base 116 to 952 and encodes 278 amino acids.
UAACGUGACAUCCGCGGCUCGGGGUUUAUAAACCUAACCCGGGGCAGCCGCCAGGGAGGCGGCGGAGCGGCGAGCGGCGCGGCUCCUCCCCACCCCGAGGACUCCGGAGAAGCCAAUGCCCAGGUUGGAGAGCUGCGCCUGGAGCUGUUCCUGCACUGCCAGAGCAAGGCACAGGACCCAGCUGGGGGACACGGCGGCGGGGCUGGCCGCCAAGGUGGGCGAGAUGCUGAGCUCCUCCGUGUCCAGCCCCUCGCUGGCGCUGGUGGGUCGCGGCGCUCGCAGCCCCAGCACCUCCAGCGCCAGCAGCACCGCCAGCAGUACCAGCAGCAMCAGCAGCAGCAGCAGCACCUUGAACUGGAGUCAACACCUGGUGCAGAGGAGCGUAGUGCUCUUCGUCGUGGGUGCUUUCAUGGCCCUGGUGCUGAACUUGCUGCAGAUCCAGCGGAAUGUGACUUUGUUCCCUGACGAAGUGAUUUCCACUCUCUUCUCCUCCGCCUGGUGGGUGCCCCCGUGCUGCGGCACAGCAGCAGCCGUGGUUGGCCUGCUGUACCCCUGCAUCGACAGCCACCUCGGGGAGCCCCACAAGUUCAAGCGGGAGUGGGCCAGCGUCAUGCGCUGCAUCGCCGUGUUCGUGGGCAUCAACCACGCCAGUGCUAAACUAGAUUUUGCAAACAACAUCCAGCUGUCCCUGACUCUGGCAGCCUUAUCACUGGGGCUUUGGUGGACAUUUGAUCGGUCMAGAAGUGGUCUCGGACUUGGGAUUACAAUAGCCUUUGUAGCAACUCUGAUAACCCAGUUUCUUGUAUAUAAUGGUGUUUAUCAGUAUACAUCCCCAGAUUUCCUUUACAUCCGUUCUUGGCUUCCAUGUAUAUUUUUCUCAGGAGGUGUGACUGUAGGAAACAUAGGACGCCAGCUGGCUAUGGGUAUUCCAGAGAAACCACACAACGACUAAGUCUUUGAAGACGAAUACCCAGUGCCAGUGUGAAAGCAACAUUAUGAAGACGUGUUCCUUUCUAAAACUGAAGAUUAUUUAGAAGAAAUAAUCUCUUUAUGGGCUCACUGCACAAAUGACUCGUGGGGGAAAAAUAUUAAUCCACUCUUAGAAUAGCCAAGUGAAAUUAACUGCUUAUCUUGAAAUCUUACCCUGAUUUACCGCAUAAGCGUUUGCGUAUGGCUGUUCUCUGGAAGAGUUUGACACCGAGUGCAUACAACUGUUCAGGCUAAGUGGCAGUUUUCCAAGUGUUAGAUUCCACUGUAAGUUAUUGAAUCAGCUGCCGUGUUUCAAAGCCUUGAAACUGAAAUUUAAUUACAAGCUCUUGUAUCAGUGCCCAAAGGAAGUAGAUCGAUGGUGCUUAACAAUGAUGAAGUAUGGUUUAAUAGGAAUAGUAUUUAUCCAAAUCUUUAAAAAAUAGGGUUAUUUAAAAAUAAGAGUGAUCAAAACAGAUUAAAGGCAUCGCACUAAUGCUUUUAGGAGUCUUAUGAAGGAAUCAUGCCCUUACUUGUAAUGUUGCAUUAAGUUUCUGUCUUUGACGGUGGAGAGGGUUUGAGGGAUGAGAAGGCUGGAAGCCUUGGUUUGGAAUUUCUAAAUUACUUCAGUACGAGAGGUGAACACUGGAGACAAUCUUGUUCAAAUGUGAACCUUUAUCAAGAGAUUCCAACUGGAAAUUUCAUUACUGCUGAGGUUUGCAAGAUUUGCAAGAAUCAAGUUAUGGCCACAUUUCUAUAAGAAAUCUAAGUGUGUGGGGAUAGUUCCGCUUAAUAUUAGAAACCUGCUUCAGUGUCUCACCAAAGAACAUCUUAAGUAUCUCAAAUGUCUGGUGUCACUGAAAAAACAUGCAUUGCAUGUCAUUGCUUGGCCCUCAAGUGUGUGCCCCAAACUUUUUCGAUUUGUCAUUUCCUCCUAGAGCUGUCCUUUGAGUCAGGGUUUGGACUGAAAUGGUUAGAAAYGGAAUUGGGCCUAAAAUGUGAUUUGAACUGUAUGUGAAGAAUAGCAAACAGCUUGUUUUCUCAGUUCAGUUUCUGAAAGAGAUCACUGCUUGUUUUUAYACAACCCUAUAGAACUUGCAAUCUGUGAUUGCCUUCUUAAAAACAAAAAGUGCUUAUGUCACUACAUUAAACAUUUGGUGUUUCUUAAUACAUAGWUCUGGUGAGCACAAUGUAUUCAUUUGAUAGCUUAGACCACAGGAGACCUAAAUAGCAAGUAUUAGGUCUUAAAAGUUGAAGUGCAAUGUACAGUAAGUCUGAGCCUCAAGUUCUCUUCAAUAUCGAUCAUUUCUUAUGAGAGAUUAAAGAGAAAAGGGUUCUGAGUUCAUUUCAAUGCUGCAUGGAGUCAAAUGGAGCAAUAAUUUAUUUAACUAGUAAAGCUAGUUUUGUUGUAUCUUACAUUGAACCCAAAUUUUUAGAAAUACUCCAAUUUUGUGGUUAUGGUGUACUUGUAAACUUUUAUGGAUUUGCCUUUUUGUAUUAUGCAAUUUUUUUUGUUGUUGUUGUGUUCUUUUCCAAUCUUACAUGGCUUCAGUUAUAGUUAGAAGUAUCAGUUAAAGAUUGAACCAUCAAAAAAAGAUGUUGAGGCCAGGUAGCUCUUCUGGCUGUUUUCACUCUUCUAAGGGAGUGCUAGCUACAAAAGUUUAACACAAUGUCUAUACUACAGAACAGACCCCCAUUCUAACCUUGCUUUGGUGAAAAUCAAGAGUAAUUUCGUUGGUAUACGAUCCUUCCUCAAAUGUUCAAAACCUAAAUAAUCAAAUUUUGUAGARCUACUUGAAGAGAUCAGGACAGGUUCAGCUGUUUAAGAAGUUGCUGCCUGCUGGGGAGACAACUUUUUUAACCAUCUUGAAACCCAUUUCAAAAUGUUAUAAAACCAGAUGAAAGUAAAGCUGACAGUGAUCUCUAUGGAUAUUUGAUAGAGAAGUAUUUAAGAUUUAUUUGUAAAGACUGAAACUAAAUCUGUACCUGUUAGAAAUAAUGCAGCCAAAAAUGUAAGUCAAAAGUUCAUUUUUUGCCAAUACUUCUGAGUAUCUUAACCAAAGUGAUUUAAGUUUGGAAGAGGYGGGGAGGGGAGUGGAGAAAAUUUGCACUAUUCUGAAUUUGAACACUUAAAUUCUCAUUCUUACUGAUAAGUUUUCAGCGGUGUGUUUGGUUUUACACUUUUUUUACUAUUAAAGUUUUAAGAUCAAGCCACGUUUGCCUCGGGUUCUGUGUGCUCACAUUAUGCAGGAAUCUUUCUUGAAAAGGACAGUUGUUAUGGUUGCAUAACAAAUAUUCAGUCAUGCAUAUGCAGUGGUUUAAAAAAGAAUUCUAAACUGAACUUGGCACGAUCCAGCUUCAGCCUGGGUUGUACAGUUGAAGGAAAACAGUCCUGCCAUUGUACCAGGAAAGCAGCRUAAGCAUGUUGUGGUUUUGUGGCAUAAAGUACAGAAUCUUCCUGCCA